AUGGAUCCGACGAUAGUAACCGAACGUACCCGUACCUACUCUACACACAAAGAGUACACUGUCGAUUUCUUUGGAGAUGCGUUAUACGUCACCGUAACUCCGGAUUUCUCCGUCAUCAACCAAUGGAUCAGUGACGUCUUCCGCAACCGCAACCACUGUGGUCUUGUCGUUGGAGUCGGCGUACAGUGGACACCUCCGGCUUUAAACGUCGCUAAUCCUAGUGAUUGCUGUUGGAAAUACAUUUUUGACAACAUGAUGGCUUUAGCCAACUACGCGGCCGAUCCUUUACCUGGUGAUUACGUCGCCACUAAUACUAAUCAGCGUGGCGAGUUCAUCUCAGAUCCUCCAGCGGAUACUCUCCAGUUAUGCGUGGGUAACAAAUGCCUAAUCAUCCAGUUACGUUGCUGUGACGAAGUCCCUAACAGUCUCCGCAGUUUCUUGACGGACCCGGAGAGAACGUUCGUCGGCGUCUGUAACAGUCAAGACGCAAGAAAGCUGGCGAGGUCUAGUCAUGAGUUGGAGAUUGGGGAACUUGUUGACGUAAUGCAGCACGUGAAUGAUUCGAGGGGAAUGAGCAUGGAGAUCUCUUCGUUUGAAGAGAUUGUCGAGGAAUGUAUGGGUUAUCAAGGAGUGAGGCUAGAUCCGGAUAUAAGCAUGAGUGAUUGGACUGUUUACGACCUUUACGAUGAUCAGAUCCUUCAGGCGUCACUAGUUGCUUACGUUUGCCAUGAGCUUGGUGUUCGGGCUCGUCUUUGGCAAGUUGGAAAACAAGUAUCAAACAAGAAUUAA
Messenger RNA from Camelina sativa (false flax), 789 nucleotides. RefSeq lists its product as uncharacterized. Lineage: Eukaryota; Viridiplantae; Streptophyta; Magnoliopsida; Brassicales; Brassicaceae. Gene Ontology annotation, molecular function: nucleic acid binding; 3'-5' exonuclease activity. Gene Ontology annotation, cellular component: nucleus; cytoplasm. The record is from RefSeq and is a predicted model, not a curated record. Gene Ontology annotation, biological process: nucleobase-containing compound metabolic process.